GUCAGGAAUAAGCAGAUAAGGUUCCGGGUGGAAGGUCACGGCUGCCUUCUGUCUAGGUCAGGACUCUACAGAAUUGGCACGCUGCUGCUUGUGCAUGCGCCCUGUCUCCGGAUCCCUGCAGUGCUGGGCAGUGAUAGCGGCUGGCUGUGCGGUGCUGCUGUGUAUGACGCCCCUGUUCCUGAGGAUUGUGGGAUUGCGAUUUUUCUCGAUGGCUUCCGACGCGUACGCGACAGGAUCGCUCUCCGCAUCCUACGUCACCUGCCCUAACGACAAAGUGGCCAAAGACAUAGCCCGGGGUCUGGUGGAGCGGAAGUUGGCGGCCUGCGUGAACGUCAUACCGCAGAUAACAUCCAUAUAUGAGUGGAAAGGAAAAAUAGAAGAGGAUAGUGAGAUCUUGCUGAUGAUUAAAACCAGAACCUCCAAAGUUGCGGCUCUGACGGAGUACGUCAGAUCGGUUCAUCCGUACGAAGUCUGUGAGGUCAUCAGCCUCCCCAUCGAGCAGGGGAACCCCCCGUACCUGAAGUGGCUCGCAGAGACGGUUCCCGAGUGACGUCUGCCUGAUGCUGCCGUAAAGUAAAAUAAAUCUGUUUAUAAUCC
Molecule: messenger RNA, 597 nt
Organism: Spea bombifrons (plains spadefoot toad)
Lineage: Eukaryota; Metazoa; Chordata; Amphibia; Anura; Pelobatidae
Gene: CUTA
Product: cutA divalent cation tolerance homolog
Exons: 7
Coding region: 95-550 (151 amino acids)
Biological process (GO): response to metal ion
Molecular function (GO): copper ion binding
Source: RefSeq, a predicted model, not a curated record